GAUCGGUUUGGUUUGUGUGAUAGGAGUGUGUGAGAGGUACCACUCAAAAGCUGCUUCCUCCUUCUUUCUCUCUACACACACAGAGCUUCUUUCCCUCGUUUUCCACCCAAAACUGACCAAGACUAUUCAGCCAUAUCACUUUUCAACACGUUCAAAGAGGUCCACUACAACACAGCUUUUUCAGUUCUUACACAAACACACACCACCACCUUCAAUUCACACUUAAUUUACUUGUUUACCUAAUUUGGCGAUGGCGUGGGGAAAGAAGCACCGUUGUUCGAAUAACGGAGGUUUGAUGAGAUUGGUGGUGGUGAUGGCGGUGUUGUUAUCGGGAUUGUGGUGUGUGUCCUGUGAGAGAGAGAAAGAGAAAGAGACAGAGAAAAGCAGAAGGAACGCGUACGCCACCAUGAUGUACGUAGGUACGCCCAGGGACUACGAAUUCUACGUAGCUAUACGCGUACUCCUGAAAUCGCUGGCUACGCUCGACGCUCAAGCCGAUCGCGUUGUCAUUGCUUCUCUCGAUGUCCCUCCUCGCUGGAUUCGUGCUCUUGAAAAGGAAGAUGGUGCGAAAGUAGUGAGAGUGGAAAAUCUGGAGAACCCAUACAAGCAUCAAGACAAUUUUGACAAGAGAUUCAAGUUAUCGUUGAACAAACUGUACGCGUGGAGCUUAGUGGAGUAUGACAGGGUUGUGAUGUUGGACGCAGACAACCUCUUCCUUCACAACACAGACGAGUUGUUUCAAUGUGGACAGUUCUGUGCGGUCUUUAUCAAUCCUUGUGUGUUCCACACGGGCCUUUUCGUCUUGCAGCCAUCAAUGGCCGUGUUCAAGGAUAUGGUUGAUGAAUUACAAAAUGGGAGAGAAAAUCCUGAUGGUGCAGACCAGGGCUUCAUAGCAAGCUAUUUCCCAGAGUUGCUUGAUAAGCCAAUGUUUUAUCCACCAUCAAAUGGCACCAGGCUUGAUGGAACAUAUAGGCUUCCUUUAGGUUAUCAGAUGGAUGCUUCUUAUUAUUAUCUUAAACUUCGCUGGAGCAUACCCUGUGGACCAAACAGUGUGAUCACAUUCCCAGGGGCACCAUGGUUGAAGCCAUGGUAUUGGUGGUCCUGGCCUGUCCUCCCAUUAGGCAUCCAGUGGCAUGAUAAACGUCGUCAAACUUUGGGUUACGGUGCUGAGAUGGCGGUGAUACUUAUUCAAUCAGCAAUAUAUUUGGGCGUAAUAGCAAUGACACGUUUUGCAAGGCCAAGUCUCUCAAAGCUGUGCUAUAGGCGCUCUGACAAGAGCAUCAGCUUGGUGCAGAACACUCUGAAAUUGGUGGCAUUGUGGAGCAUCCUUGCUGCUUACACAACACCCUUCUUCAUUAUUCCUCACACAGUUCAUCCUUUGUUAGGAUGGCCACUCUACUUGCUCGGUGUCUUUGCAUUGUGCUCAGUUGCAAUCAAUGCCUUUCUGCUUCCAAUGUUGCCAGUUUUGAUGCCUUGGCUUGGGAUUGUUGGUGUCUUGAUGGUGAUGGCUUUUCCUUGGUAUUCAGAUGGUGUAGUGAGAGCAUUGUGCGUUUUUGGUUAUGCAUUCUGUGCUGCACCAUUUGUGUGGGCAUCCAUGACUAGGAUAAUGACAGGGCUUCACCAGUCUCUAGAAAGGGAAGCUUUUAUGCCAAGAAUAGGAGAAUCUUCGCCCCCUUCUUGGUUUAACAAGUUAUAUUGAACUGUCAAAUUGGGCAUCAUACAAUGCUUGGGACAUUGAUGACAGGUUCAUUGAAAAAUUAAAGGGGAGAAAGUGCCAUGGAUUCAGCUCCAUCAAGAUGUUUGUUAUGGUUAUAUACAUUCUUUUGGAGGCAGAAGGUCGUGUUGCACUUACUACCAGCGGCAGCUAGUGUGUGUAUAUAAAGAUUGUUUUGCUGUUUUUCUCAUAUAUCUGUAACAAUUGCACUAUUGGUUCUUGUAAUCAAAUUUUUAACAUUUAGUCACACCACUGAAUCUCUUGUUCAUAUUACACAUACACUUGAAGAGGAACAUAAGAAGUAUAUAGUGGGAGAGAAUAUACAUCUUAGGAGUUAUUUUAGUGUA
This is a messenger RNA of Vigna unguiculata (cowpea), 2061 nucleotides long. RefSeq names its product putative glucuronosyltransferase PGSIP8. NCBI's taxonomy places the organism in Eukaryota, Viridiplantae, Streptophyta, Magnoliopsida, Fabales, Fabaceae. The record is from RefSeq and is a predicted model, not a curated record.